GCCAGGCGGAGCCAAAGAUGCUGGCUUCUGCCACGCUGCCCCUCCUGGGCUCCCAGCCGCCUCCGGCCUUGCCCUUCCCGCUGCUGCUGCUGGCGAUGCUGAGCGGCCCGGUAUCCGGCCGCGUCCCCCGCUCGGUGCCCAGGACCUCGCUUCCUAUCUCCGAGGCUGACUCCUACCUCACGCGGUUCACUGUCCCGCAGACAUACAAUUACUCUGUCCUCCUUGUGGAUCCUGCUUCCCAUAUACUUUAUGUUGGCGCCCGGGACACCAUCUUUGCUUUAUCCCUGCCCUUCUCAGGGGAGAGACCCCGCAGGAUUGACUGGAUGGUGCCUGAGGCCCACAGACAGAACUGUAGGAAGAAAGGCAAGAAGGAGGAUGUGUCCAGUUUCCAGCAGGUUGAAAGACUUGAGAAUGGCCGGGGGAAAUGUCCUUUUGAGCCAGCUCAGCGGUCAGCAGCUGUAAUGGCUGGGGGUGUCCUCUAUGUCGCCACUGUGAGAAACUACUUGGGGACGGAGCCGAUUAUCUCCCGGGCUGUGGGUCGUGCCGAGGACUGGAUUCGGACAGAGACCUUGCCGUCCUGGCUUCACGCCCCAGCCUUUGCUGCAGCCGUGGCCUUGAGCCCAGCCGAGUGGGGGGAUGAAGACGGAGAUGAUGAGAUCUACUUCUUCUUUACGGAGACUUCCCGAGCAUUUGACUCAUAUGAGCGCAUUAAGGUCCCACGGGUGGCCCGUGUGUGUGCGGGGGACCUUGGGGGCCGGAAGACCCUCCAGCACAGAUGGACGACAUUUCUGAAGGCUGACCUGCUAUGUCCAGGGCCUGAGCAUGGCCGGGCCUCCAGCGUCCUGCAGGACGUGGCCAUUCUCCGACCUGAGCAUGGAUCGGAGACCCCCAUCUUUUACAGCAUCUUUUCCUCCCAGUGGGAGGGGGCGGCCAUCUCUGCUGUCUGUGCCUUCCGGCCACAGGACAUUCGGACAGUGCUGAGUGGUCCCUUCAGAGAGCUGAAACAUGACUGCAACAGGGGACUGCCUGUCAUGGACAACGAUGUACCCCAGCCCAGGCCUGGAGAGUGCAUCAACAACAACAUGAAGCUCCAGCAGUUUGGCUCAUCACUCUCCCUGCCUGAUCGUGUGCUCACCUUCAUCCGGGACCACCCCCUUAUGGACAGGCCAGUGUUUCCAACGGAUGACCAUCCCCUGCUCGUCACUACGGAUACAGCCUAUCUCAGAGUUGUGGCCCACAGGGUGACCAGCCUCUCAGGGAAAGAGUACGAUGUGCUCUACCUGGGGACAGAGGACGGACACCUCCACCGAGCAGUGCGGAUUGGAACCCAGCUCAGCGUCCUGGAGGAUCUGGCCUUAUUCCCGGGGCCACAGCCAGUUGAGAGUAUGAAAUUGUAUCAAAGCUGGCUCCUGGUGGGCUCCCGUACUGAGGUGACACAAGUGAGCACAACCAACUGUGGCCGUCUCCAGAGCUGCUCAGAGUGCAUUCUGGCCCAAGACCCUGUCUGUGCCUGGAGCUUCCGGCUGGAUGCAUGUGUGGCCCACGCUGGGGAGCAUGGAGGGCUGGUCCAAGACAUAGAGUCAGCAGAUGUCUCUUCUUUGUGUCCCAAAGAGCCUGGAGAACGCCCAGUAGUGUUUGAAGUUCCCGUGGCUACAGCGGCACAUGUGGUCUUGCCAUGUUCCCCAAGUUCAGCAUGGGCGUCCUGUGUGUGGCACCAGCCCAGUGGAGUGACUGCACUUACCCCUCGGCGGGAUGGGCUAGAGGUGGUGGUAACCCCAGGCGCCAUGGGUGCUUAUGCCUGCGAAUGUCAGGAGGGUGGGGCGGCCCGUGUGGUAGCUGCUUACAGCUUGGUGUGGGGCAGCCAGCGGGCCCCCCCAAGUCGGGCCCACACAGUGGGGGCUGGACUGGCCGGCUUUCUCCUGGGGGUUCUUGCAGCAUCCCUGACUCUCCUUCUGAUCGGUCGGCGUCAGCAGCGACGGCGACAGAGGGAACUUCUGGCUAGAGACAAGGUGGGCUUGGACCUAGGGGCCCCACCAUCUGGGACGACGAGCUACAGCCAGGACCCUCCCUCACCUUCUCCUGAAGAUGAACGGCUGCCCCUGGCCCUGGCCAAGAGGGGCAGUGGCUUUGGUGGCUUCCCUCCACCCUUCCUGCUCGAUCCUUGCCCGAGCCCAGCCCACAUUCGGCUUACUGGGGCUCCUCUAGCCACAUGUGAUGAAACGUCCAUCUAGGGCAAGUGACCACUAGUGCACAGGUGACUGCUGGAGGGGGAUGACCAUCGAGAUGCUGGGGGUACUGGGCCUGGAAGACGGUCAUGGGCUCUGAGUUCUCUUUGGUCUUUGCGUCAUCACUUAGACUUCUGUGUCUGCCCUCUUGGGACCUGGCUGGGCUCGGGUCCAAGCCUGUGCUUGAUUUCCUGAUUCCCAUGAGAGACUAGAGCUACUGUCUCCAGUGAAUCAGGACUUUUCCCACCUCUGCCCUCUGAACCGCUGCGACCCCUUCAGCCUUGGCCUCUUCUCUUCGGGGUUGGGGUACAGGACAUAGCUCUGACUUUGCCUUCUGGUAGGCCCUGGCUGGAAGGAAGAGCACUAGAGGUGGUGGGGGGCUAGUGUGCAUUAAGUCCUUUUGUUCAUUCUCUUAGUUUAUCGGAUUCUCUGUGGGGAGUGCAUGAUCCCCGUGUUGCAACAUGAAAUCUCUGCCCUGAGAUGUCCCCCAACCCAGUUAGUUGCCCUUCUUCCAUGAAAGAGUGUGUGUCAAUAUGCAGGUGUUUUUGGGAGGCCUGGCCACAUGUGCAUGCAUGACUGGGCCAGUGCUCUGGUGUACCCCUGGGGGGUCGGGCCCGGUGCUCGGGUGUACCACUGGGGGGGUCAGGUGGGGGAAGAUGGGAAUGAGGCAUUGCCUGCAGCACUUCAGACCCUGUAGCCAGUGAAGGAAUGGUUUUCCUUUCUAAAAGGAAACAAACCACCACCCCGUCCCCAUCACCUCCCACAACCCUUCUCUUGAGUAGAGGAAAAACUCCCAAAGUGACCUUUUGGGUGGGAGGGACAAUGGUACACAUGACCCCAUCAUUUUCUUUGUUUUUGCCUCCCGGCUGCCACCACUGCCACAUACAGCUGUUCUUUCUCUGGCUGGAGUAUAGGCUGGACCCCCUUCUUCGGCUCCCGUUAAAAAAACUUCACAACAUUCUAAGUAUUAAGGGACAACAAAAGGGGAACAGUCAUAGGAAAUACAAGUUGCAUAAAAAUAGGUUUGUAUCAGUGACUUUACUCAGGUUGACACCCUUGCCCUAAGUCAGAAGUUCUCCACUUGGGGUCCAUGGACUCCCUGAAAUCGAUGCAAAA
Molecule: messenger RNA, 3341 nt
Organism: Odobenus rosmarus divergens (Pacific walrus)
Lineage: Eukaryota; Metazoa; Chordata; Mammalia; Carnivora; Odobenidae
Gene: SEMA4F
Product: sema domain, immunoglobulin domain (Ig), transmembrane domain (TM) and short cytoplasmic domain, (semaphorin) 4F
Exons: 13
Coding region: 18-2231 (737 amino acids)
Biological process (GO): semaphorin-plexin signaling pathway; negative chemotaxis; positive regulation of cell migration
Molecular function (GO): chemorepellent activity; semaphorin receptor binding
Source: RefSeq, a predicted model, not a curated record